AUGUCGAGAGAGAGAGAAAGAAGAAAGGAAAGAAGAAGGGAAGCACCUCCUUCUCCUUCCCACAUAUGGCGCCACACAGCCUUGUCCCUGACUCUUCUCUGCCUUCUGCUGCUCGUUGGAUUGGGAGUCUUAGGAAGCAAGUUUUACAGAAGUUUGAAGAUAGAAAUGGAAAAAUUGGAUAAACUACAAAAUAUCAAUGAAGAACUUCAGAGAAAUAUUUCUCUACAACUGAUGAAUAACAUAAGUAGCUCCAACAAGAUCAGGAACUUCUCCAUCACACUGCAAAAAAUAGCCACUAAAUUAUGUUAUGAGCUAUAUAGAAAAAAUCCAGAGCACAAAUGUAAACCUUGUCCAAAGAGAUGGAUGUGGCAUGAAGACAGCUGUUAUUUGCUAUGUAAUGAUACUCAACCAUGGCAAGAGAGUAAAAUGGCAUGUGCUGCUCAGAAUGCCAGCCUGUUGAAGAUUAACAACAAGAGUACAUUGGACUUUAUAAAAUCCCAGCGUUUAUAUGACUAUUGGCUGGGAUUAUCUCCCAGAAAAGAUUAUGUCUACUCCUACUAUGAGUUGGAUAAGAUUUUCAACUCCUCUGACUGGGAAAUAAGAAACACAACUGACUUAAAUGAGAGGUAUUGUGGAUAUCUAAGAGGAAUAUAUGUUGAUUAUGAUGACUGUGUAAAAGGAAAAAAAAUGAUAUGUGAGAAGAUGGCCAAUCCAGUGAAGACUGAAAGUAUACUAACCAGUGACGUUCCAGAUCAAAGAAUGUAGUUAGUGCAAUUACUUUGUUUCAGUUAAUAUUCUGCAAGUGCAGGCA
Propithecus coquereli (Coquerel's sifaka) is the source of this 811-nucleotide messenger RNA. RefSeq names its product C-type lectin domain family 12, member A (gene CLEC12A). Gene Ontology annotation, molecular function: signaling receptor regulator activity. Bases 1 to 765 code for a protein of 254 amino acids. The transcript has 6 exons. The record is from RefSeq and is a predicted model, not a curated record. Lineage: Eukaryota; Metazoa; Chordata; Mammalia; Primates; Indriidae.